Messenger RNA from Solanum dulcamara, 1761 nucleotides. RefSeq names its product BTB/POZ domain-containing protein At5g60050. Bases 172 to 1665 code for a protein of 497 amino acids. The transcript is spliced from 2 exons. Lineage: Eukaryota; Viridiplantae; Streptophyta; Magnoliopsida; Solanales; Solanaceae. The record is from RefSeq and is a predicted model, not a curated record. Gene Ontology annotation, molecular function: protein binding.
UAGUUUUUUUUUAAUUCAAUCCUAAAAAUUACUUCUGAAUACACUCUGUCACUACCAAAAUUUCAGAUCCAACACUCCUCCCUCUGUUUUUCCGCCAUAGCUUAGAGCUCUCCACUUUCUGAAGAACAAUCUCAUUAGAGAAAGCUCAAGCUCAAAACUUUAUCUCCUUCAAUGGCUUCCCUUAACAACAAAUCAUCCAAGAACCAAUUAGUUUCCACUAUGAUCAAACAAGGUUUCAUUUCUAACCCAUAUCUAUCUCCUUCUCCUUCCCCACCUCAUACCUCCACCAACCCACCUUCCCCUAUCCAAAUUCCUACCCGAACCAGUAAUCCUAGCCCGACCCUUUUCGAGAUGAUGUCGGAGGAGCAGACCCGUGACUCCAAACACUCAUUGGAAUCACGACACCGAGCUCACGAGAGAGUUUCGAGGGUUUUGGCUGAUGCUCCGUUUCCGUCGGUGGGUGACGUCAGGCUGACGAUAGCGGCGCGUGAUGGGUUUAAGAUUUCUAUGGAUGUUCACCGGAGAGUUCUUGUAGGACGGAGUAGGUUUUUCGCUGAGAAGCUUCAGAGAAAUGGGUCUCAUUCGGUGGAGAUUCUUGAUUGUGAUGACGUGGAGGUUUAUGUGGAAACAUUGGUGCUUAUGUAUUGUGAUGAUUUGAAGAAGAGAUUGAUGGGUGAGGAUGUUAAUAAGGUCCUGGGAUUGCUUAAGAUAUCUUCAGCAAUUAUGUUUGAUGAUGGAGUAUUGGCUUGUUUGGAGUAUCUGGAGGCUGUUCCUUGGUCCCAACAAGAAGAGGAAAAAGUAGUAUCUCAUCUCAGUCAACUUCAGCUUCCUGAUUCAGCAGCUCAUAUACUUCAGAGACUGGUUGCUGAACCAUCAAUAUCUUCAAGAUCCGAUGAUAUUCUUCAGAGACUACUUACUAGUGUUUUACAUGCCAAGGAUGAUAAAGCCCGCAAGGAGAUGAAAAAAGUGAUAUCUCGUUUGCUAAGAGAAAACACUAGCAAUAGUAGCAGUCAUGAAAGUAACCUUGAUAUCUCUCAGGAUACUCUUUAUCAUUUUUGUCAUAGAUGCCUCACUUCUCUAAUACUUAGCUUGUCUGAAGCUACAUCCGUGGAUGAUAACAGGCAGCAGGAUCGAGGGGUUCUAAUGGGUGAGAUUGCUCGUGAAGCAGACAAUCUGCAGUGGCUAGUCGAUAUCCUAAUCGACAGGAAAAUGGGGGAUGAGUUUGUAAAACUAUGGGCAGAACAAAAAGAACUCUCAAUUCUUCACUCCAAGAUUCCCAUCAUGUAUCGCCAUGAGAUCAGCAAGAUCACUGCACAACUUUGUGUUGCAAUUGGUAGGGGAAAUUUAUUAGUACCAAAAGAUGUUAGAUAUUGUCUGUUAUCAACAUGGCUGGAAAGUCUAUAUGACGAUUUUGGGUGGAUGAAAAGGGCUGGUAGAUCAAUUGACAAGAAGCUGGUUGAAGAAGGACUUGGCCAGACUAUUCUAACACUACCCUUGGCUCAACAACAAACCAUUCUGCUUAACUGGUUCGAUCGAUUCCUUAACAAAGGGGAUGACUGUCCCAAUAUUCAGAGAGCUUUUGAGGUUUGGUGGAGAAGGUCAUUCGUUAAGCAAUACACAGUCGAUUCUCAGUUACAAUUAGCUCUCUUUGAUUAUACAGAGUGAAGAGGAGAGACUGUACAAUAUCAAUCUUGGUUUGUUACAUCCUUCCUAUACACAACAAUGUAUAUAUGAAAUGCAUGCCACAGCCAUUCUUUCAAA